CCAACUGAGUCAGCAGAAAGCUUUCCUUAAAAAGUUUGUAGUCUGUGACUGUAGAUCUUCAGUCUGUAGUCCAAGUAUGUACUCAAAGAGGUACUUGUUGAGUUCCUGGUUUUAUUGACAUAUAAAGUUAAGUAUUCUAAGUAGAAUAUUAUUCUCAUGUUACACAAAUAAAUUGAUGUUAUAUAAUUUUAUAAAAUAUACAAAAUGGAGAGUGCAGCUGCUUCAGUUUUAAAGCGGGCAGUAGAAAUGGAUAAAGGUGAACAGUACACAAUGGCUUUAGUACUUUACCAAGAAGGUGUUCAAAUUCUACUUGACACUAUGAAAGAGACAAAGGACCCAGUUACCAAGAAACGUUUUGGUACCAGGGCAUCAGAAUAUUUAGAUAGAGCAGAAAAAUUGAAGGCUUUGAUUGACAAGAAGAAAGCAGCUGGAAUCUAUAGAGAAUUGACUAAAAUUGAAAGUGGCAGUAUAGGACAUGGUUAUGAUUCUGUAUUUGGCAGAUUCUUAGAUGCAUCUGUACAAUACAUUUGUAUUGAAGAUCCAUAUAUAAGAGCAUUUCAUCAGUGUCAAAAUCUGGUGAGAUUCUGUGAAUUGGCUGCAAGGAAAUGUCACGCAUUGUCCAAAAUAUGUUUAGUUACUACUCUUGAUGCAGAUGACAAAAAAAAUCAAGUAGGAAGAUUGGAAGAAUUGAAGAGAAGUUUAUCCUCUUCUCUCAUAGACUUUGAAAUUGAAUAUUCCAAUACUUUGCACGAUAGGCAAAUAAUACUUAGCAACGGUUGGGUAAUUAAAAUAGGUCGAGGUUUAGACUACUUUAAAGCUCCAGAAGGAAAGUUCGUGUUAGGAGCAUGCGACCUCGAACUGAGACCAUGUUUGGAAACGACAAUUGACAUAUUUCACAAAAGUAAUGUAACAAUGCUGUGACAUAGAAGAUCACAUGCGGAACAUAUACAAAAAGAAUUGUUACAUUUUCAUGACAUUUUCAUGAUUUUAAUGCAUUCAUCGAGAAACAAUUUUAUUUACAUUUUAAUUCCACGAAAUAUUGUACCUGCAGAGUAUAAUAAACUCCACUUUUCCUAAUAAAGUAUUUUACGCACUAUACGAUGUAUCUACAUACAUGUACAUACAAUAAAAUUAAUUUUUUAAUAAAUAUACAUAUUUUUGUUACAUAA
This is a messenger RNA of Megalopta genalis, 1169 nucleotides long. RefSeq names its product MIT domain-containing protein 1. Lineage: Eukaryota; Metazoa; Arthropoda; Insecta; Hymenoptera; Halictidae. The record is from RefSeq and is a predicted model, not a curated record.